This is a messenger RNA of Epithele typhae, 357 nucleotides long. RefSeq lists its product as uncharacterized. The transcript has 2 exons. Bases 1 to 357 code for a protein of 118 amino acids. NCBI's taxonomy places the organism in Eukaryota, Fungi, Basidiomycota, Agaricomycetes, Polyporales, Epitheliaceae. The record is from RefSeq and is a predicted model, not a curated record.
AUGCGGAUGCUGGUCCCCUCCCGAGCACUUCUCCUCCACCGCUUCCGAGCUCUCUCAACCACUCAACUCACCUCCCUCGCCACCUCCACCUCAGCCCUCGCGUCUUCCUCCGCGACCAACCCAACCACCAACCACCCCACCUUCACCUCCACCCUCCUCAUCAUGCACGCCUCGUCGUCUUCCUCCUCCGCGGCCCACACCUGCCAGCGCUCCGCGCCGUCUUCCACUGUCGCGAUCGCGUCCACCCCCGUCUCCUGCGCGGUCGUCUCGGAGCCCGCCCCCGCGAACGCGGGCUCGCCCCAGUGCUGCCACUGCGGCUGGCGCGGCGCUCACGCCCCGACGUGCCCCUUCAAGUAA